CUGGGGUACUCUGCUCCUUCAGCGUGUGUUAUCAGUGAAAAUGGCGAGCUGGUGUGUACGAGCUGUAAAACAGAGUUACUCUGUUGUAGCAUCUUCUUCAAUAAUAAGGGCAUCCCCACGGCUCCUAUGCACAGCAGCCCAGCAGAAAAGCGGCCAGGGGUCGGAGGAGGACCAGAAUGCUGAGCAGAGCGCAGCAGAGAAGGGCCUUGCUGAGGAGAAGGGCCAGCUGGAGGAGCAGCUCAAAGAGGUCACGGACAAGUACAAGCGGGCCCUGGCAGACACGGAGAACCUGAGGACGAGGAGUCAAAAGAUGGUGGAAGACUCAAAGUUAUAUGGAAUCCAAAGGUUGUGCAAAGACCUGCUGGAGGUGGCGGACAUCUUGGAGAAGGCGACGGAGAGCGUGCCCAGUGAGGAGGUGUCCUCUCAGAAGAACCCCCACCUGAAGAACCUGUACGACGGCCUGGUGAUGACAGAUAAACAGAUGCAGAAGGUGUUCGCCAAGCACGGCCUGGUCAAGCUUAACCCAGACGGAGGGCAGAAGUUCGACCCCUAUGAGCACGAGGCUCUAUUUCACGCCCCUGUGGAGGGUAAAGAGCCCGGCACGGUCGCCAUAGUAACCAAGGUGGGCUACAAACUCCACGGGCGCACCCUCCGGCCGGCAUUGGUGGGCGUGGCCAAAGCCCCUUGAUUUACAAAAAAAAAAGGUUCAGUAUGACCGUGAUGUCAUUGUUUUUGCCUGGGUGACAGAUCACCUUGGCUACUGCAGGCUGGUCAAAGCGCCCCACCCAACCACCUAACAUUGCCUCAAAGAGGCGGGAAUCCAACUUGAACUAAUAUUAUUACCAUGGACGACAUCACAGCCUGUUUUGACUUUGCAUUCCGAUUCUCCACCCUUCUCCCGAAGUGUGCACUUGCUCACUCCCUGUCAUAAAUUUAAAAGUAUUGGAUUGGCUGGAGGGAGUUUACGGCAUUGUUAAGUCCAUGACAGGAAGUGUGCAAGUGCAUACUUUGCGGGGAAGGAUGUCGAAUUGGGACACAGCCCAUGUAUCUGCCAGGCGCAAUUAUGUUUGAGCAGAAGCAACACUUGUGAUGGCACGUACAGCACAGAACCAGUUUGACAAGUCAUUUCUGUCCUAUUUCAGUCAUCAGGAUCAGAUUCCUGUCCAGUCAUUGUAAUUGUUAUGGAUGGGAGAAUGUAAUGUACCUCAUUAUUAUAUACCAAACUGCUGUCAUUGUUUUCAUUGGACAAACAUAGUACUUUCAAUUAAUUUAAUUGGAAUAUAUUUUCCCCCUGUAAGUAAUGCGGUCUUUGGCACAAUUUAUCCCUGUGUAUUGCCGUGUUUGUAUAGCUUCCAGUGACAGCUUAACAUGUAGUCCAGGCCUCUCCAACCCUCUUCCUGGAGAGCUGCUGUCCUGUAGGUUUUUGCUCCAACCUCUGUUGUAACUAACCUGACUCACCUCAACAACCAGCUAAUUGUUAUAAUCAGGUGCGCUAGAUUAAGGUUGGAGUGAAAACCUACAGGUCGGUAGCUCUCCAGGAACAUGGUUGGAGUGAACCUACAGAAUGGUAGCUCUCCAGGAACAUGGUUGGAGUGUGAACCUAUAGCUCUCCAGGAACAGGGUUGGAGUGAAAACCUACAGCUCUCCAGGAACAGGGUUGGAGUGAAAACCUACAGCUCUCCAGGAACAGGGUUGGAGUGAAAACCUACAGCUCUCCAGGAACAGGGUUGGAGUGAAAACCUACAGCUCUCCAGGAACAGGGUUGGAGUGAAAACCUACAGCUCUCCAGGAACAGGGUUGGAGUGAAAACCUACAGCUCUCCAGGAACAGGGUUGGAGUGAAAACCUACAGCUCUCCAGGAACAGGGUUGGAGUGAAAACCUACAGCUCUCCAGGAACAGGGUUGGAGUGAAAACCUACAGCUCUCCAGGAACAGGGUUGGAGUGAAAACCUACAGCUCUCCAGGAACAGGGUUGGAGUGAAAACCUACAGCUCUCCAGGAACAGGGUUGGAGUGAAAACCUACAGCUCUCCAGGAACAGGGUUGGAGUGAAAACCUACAGCUCUUCAGGAACAGGUUUGGAGAGCCCUGAUGUAGUCUGUUUCAUUUUCAGAAAUAGUCUGGACAGUUUUAAGGGAAUGGAGGUGAAAUAUGCAAUAUUACACAAUACAUUAAUGUUGUAUGUAAAAAUACCUCAGAGGCAACACAUAGUGUUCAGCUGCUGCACUACAGUAGGAGCCGGCAGAGAGUAUGGUUGUCAAAAUGAAAAUACGCUCUAGAUUCACCGGAGAUACGCAAUCAUGCUGUUGAGGCUCUAAUGUAAUCAUUCCAGACUUCAUGACAGCAGAACACUAACUCGCCGCUAUGGCAGAUGUCGCCCUAGUGGUGUGGGACGUUGACAGUAUAAUGACGUUAAUUAGUCUUAACUACUUAGACUGGAUAGUCUGUGUGCCUGUAGCAGCUUCGGAGUCCCCAACAACAGGGGAAGGGGAAAGCGAGCCUGUGACAUGUUAACAGAGACGGUACAAUAUGUUUAGAAACACUGUUAACCAGGAGACACUAUAACUCCUCCUCCACAUGUACUGGAUUGGUUGAACAGUGCAGAAGAGAAACUCCCCCCAACAGUUUGUUUUUCUUCUCAUCUAGAUCCUCUACAUACUGGUCUUGUUUCAUGCGUUUCUUUUACGAAUGCUAUGUUAGAUUUAGUGUGCCUGUGGACAGUUGUCCUGUUCAGUGGCACAGCAGCGUCUAAUAAACAGAUUCACUUGGA
This is a messenger RNA of Oncorhynchus nerka (sockeye salmon), 2769 nucleotides long. Its product is annotated as grpE protein homolog 1, mitochondrial. Gene Ontology annotation, cellular component: PAM complex, Tim23 associated import motor. Bases 41 to 688 code for a protein of 215 amino acids. The transcript is spliced from 4 exons. The record is from RefSeq and is a predicted model, not a curated record. Gene Ontology annotation, molecular function: adenyl-nucleotide exchange factor activity; protein-folding chaperone binding; protein homodimerization activity. Gene Ontology annotation, biological process: protein import into mitochondrial matrix; protein folding. Lineage: Eukaryota; Metazoa; Chordata; Actinopteri; Salmoniformes; Salmonidae.